Messenger RNA from Onychomys torridus (southern grasshopper mouse), 2949 nucleotides. RefSeq names its product zinc finger protein 54-like. The transcript is spliced from 4 exons. The record is from RefSeq and is a predicted model, not a curated record. Gene Ontology annotation, molecular function: DNA-binding transcription repressor activity, RNA polymerase II-specific. Bases 314 to 2059 code for a protein of 581 amino acids. Gene Ontology annotation, biological process: negative regulation of transcription by RNA polymerase II; regulation of immune system process; regulation of cytokine production. NCBI's taxonomy places the organism in Eukaryota, Metazoa, Chordata, Mammalia, Rodentia, Cricetidae.
CUGGGACACAACCUGAGCCUGGAGAAAUUGGGAGGAGCCAAAGUCGGUAGUGCUGAGUACCCAUUCCUGAGGUUGCUCCGGGCCCUGCGCCCCGGGGAUCUCAUGGUGCAGACCUGGGUGCGGAGGACACGGCGGGGUGUCGCGGGGACACGAAAUCUCCCGGAGCCGCAGUCUCCGCGCGGGCGGCCUGGGAAAGUCACAGUCACAGCGCAGUGGCGGGAACCGCAGCCCGGCGGCCCUGGAACCUCCCAGGGAAGCGACCAUCUAUUCAUUGUUCCUGAAAGAGAAACUCAAAGAACAGAAACAGUAGGAAAUGGCUGAUUCUCCAGUAAACAUGUCUCAGAGUCUGUUGACAUUUGGGGAUGUAGCUGUGGACUUCCCCCAGGAGGAAUGGGAAUGCCUGGACUCUGCGCAGAGGGCUUUGUACAUUGAUGUGAUGUUGGAGAAUUAUAACAACCUAGUGUCUGUUGAGAAUUAUUGCAAAUGUGAUCCUGUCCAUCAACAUGUGAAGACUAAAAAGGAGUCUUGUCAGUGUACUGAGCUUGGCGAAGUGCUUCAUGACCCCUCCAUAAGUGCACCUCAUAAAACAGGUGAAACUACAGAAAACUCUAAUAACUACAGGUACAGUAAUCACUGGGAUGCUUCUGUUGACUUAUCAAAUUCAGAUAGACAUGAAAGCAUGCAUACUGGACAUGAACCUUGCAAAUCUAAAGACUGUGAAAAAUCUUUAAAUUUGUGUUCCAACAUUACACAAGAUCAGAGACUCUACACUACAAAGAAAGAGCACAGGCAGCGAGAAUAUGAUGACUAUUUCAGUGCUGCAUACAGUCUUUUGCAACAACCAAUCUACAUUGGAGAGACACCACACCGGUGUGAGAAAUGUGGGAAAUGCUUCAGUACUGCCUCAUGCCUCACUGUACAUGAGAGAAUUCAUACUGGAAUUAAACCCUACAAGUGCAAAGUUUGUGAAAAAUCCUUUACCCAGUGGUCAAGUCUUAAAACACAUCAAAGACUUCAUACUGGAGAGAAACCUUACAAAUGCAAAGAUUGUGGAAAGUCAUUUCCUCAGUUGUCAGCAUUUCAUAGCCAUCAGAAAAGGCAUACUGGAGAGAGACCUUACAAAUGUAAGGACUGUGACAAAUCCUUUGCUCACUAUUCCAAUUUUAGGAGACACCAGAAAAUGCAUACUGCUGGAAGACAUUAUAGUUGUCAGGAAUGUGGCAAGGUCUUUCAUCAGAUUUCACACCUUAAAAGCCAUUACAGACUCCAUACUGGAGAGAAGCUUUACAAGUGCAAUGACUGUGACAGAUCCUUUAUCCACUAUUCAUCACUGAGUAGGCAUAGGAAAACUCAUUCUCUAGAGAAUUUUCACAAAUGCAAAGAAUGUGGUAAGUCCUUUCUUGAAUUAUCACAUCUUAAAAUACAUUACAGACUCCAUACUGGUCAGAAGCCUUACAAAUGUGAGGUCUGUCACAAAUUCUUUACCUUAAACUCAACUCUUAGAACACAUGAGAAAAUUCAUACUGGGGAGAAACUUUAUAGAUGUGAGGAAUGUGAGAAAUCCUUUACCAAACACUCAGAUCUUAGAAGACAUCAGAGUGUUCACACUGGAGAGAAACCUUACAAAUGUGAGGAAUGUGACAAGUCGUAUACUAGCUGUUCAUAUCUUAGAGCACAUCAGAAAAUUCAUACUGGAGAGAAACUUCACAAAUGCAAAGACUGUGACAUAUCCUAUAUCCAUAUUGCAAGUCUUAGGAGACAUCAGAGAGUUCAUACUGGAGAGAGACCUUAUAGAUGUAAGGAAUGUGACAAAUCCUUUACCAGUUGCUCAAAUCUUAGAAGACAUCAGAGUGUUCACACUGGGGAGAAACCUUACAAAUGUAUGGCAUGUGGCAAGUCCUUUACCCAGGACUCACAUCUUAGAACACAUCGAAGAGUUCAUACUGGAGAAAGACCUUACAGUUGUCAGGAAUGUGAUAAAUCUUUUGCCCACUCUUCUGGUUUAAGGAGACAUCAGAAAAUCCAUAAUGGAGAGAAACCAUACAAAUGCAAAGACUAACACAUCCCUUAUCCCUAUGUCUUUCUGUACAUUAGAAAUUAUACCUCCCCAAAUGCAUUGAAUUUGACAAGUCCUUUACAUGUUUCUGAAGGUGCAGAGAUAAAAGAAAAUUCAUCAUUAAAAAACCACUCUGAUAAAUUCUUACCUUUUAUUCACCUUCAAAAUCUUCAUAGUAGAGUCACAUCUCUUGUGUUACAAAAUGGUAGGCUCCCAUAUAGCUUCUUCAUGGUCAUCUCAUGAAGUUGACCUUGGUUGAUCUUUUAGCAGUCCCCUCUCUUCUCCAUAUGCAUUACAUAUUUGAACCAUUCUGCCCCUAGGAUUCCUAAUGUCUACUUUCAUAUUACCUAUAUUCUGCUAUCCACCCUAUCUUUUUCUCCCCACUAAUUGUCUAUUUCAGGAUUCCUGGCUUCUACAUGUAGUCUUACUUGAACACAUGAAACAAAGUUUGUAGCUUAGACACAUAUGUGAGAGAACAUGUGAUGUUUGACUUUUGGGGUCUAGGUAUUUGAACUGGUCAUAAUUUCUAGUUACCUACAUGUAUACCUAGAUUUCAUACUUCCAUUUUAAUUUACACCUGAACACUAUGCUGCGUUACAUAGAUAAGUAUCACAUUUUUAUUUACCCAUGUUUCAGUUCAUGGACAUCUAUGUUGUCACCAUUUUCUAGAUAUAGUGAAUAAAGCAGCAAUGCACAUGAUGGGCAAAUGCUCAUUGGUAAAAUGGCAAGUCUUUGGAGUCAUGCCCAGGAGUGGUUAUUGUGUAUCAGUUUUCUCUGAGAUUAAAUCCUUCCAUCUUGGAGGAAUCUCCUUCAAACAUGGGACAUGAAAAGCAAGGUAAAGGAACAGGAUGCUUUAAGGCACUGGUUCUCAAGCUUCCUGAGAAUACAGGAAC